GCCUCGCCUCCCCGGGGGGACUCCUGCAGCGGCCCUCGCCUCGCCCGGCUCCAUGAACAGCUGCGUCUGGCCGCGGCCACCAUGGCUCCGAUCGCCGCGUACCUCAGCCCGGCCGCCGUCCUGGUGCUGGUCAGCUGCGACCUGUGCCUCGUGCGCGCAAAUAGGCCUCCAUCCCCCGUCAAUGUAACUGUCACCCAGCUCAAAGCAAAUUCUGCAACCGUCUCCUGGGAUGUCCCUGAGGGAGAUGUCAUUAUUGGCUAUGCCAUCUCACAGCAGCGGCAAGACGGACAGAUGCAGAGAUUCAUCCGAGAGGUAAACACCACGAACCGGGCCUGUGUGCUGUGGGAUCUGGCGGAGGAUGCAGACUACAUCAUCCAAGUGCAGAGCGUCGGUCUCUAUGGAGAAAGCCAAGCCAGCAAGAGAGUCCAUUUCCGCACCCUGAAGCAGAGUGAUCGCCUCCCGUCCAACAGCUCCAACCAGGGAGACAUCACUGUGGAAGGGUUGGACAAGGAGCGACAGCUGCAGACAGGGGAGAUUAUCAUCAUAGUGGUCGUGUUGCUCAUGUGGGCAGCGGUCAUUGCGCUCUUUUGCAAGCAAUAUGACAUCAUCAAGGACAAUGAUUCCAACAACAACAAGGAGAAGACCAAGCCUUCAUCGGAACACAGCACUCCGGAGCGGCCGACAGGGGGCCUCCUGCGCAACAAGAAGAAAACGCCAUCUGUCAACAUCAUUGAAGUGUAGCUGUUACUGCAGGCCAAGAGCCUUCUAGGACUCUGGGACCUCACUGUGCACCUGGCCUGGCUUCCCACCUGCAUGCAAUGAAUUCAUGCUUCUUGCCCCCCACCGAGGGAAUCUGCAUGGAGCAGCUGGCACAGGGUGCAUGCAGAAGCCAGUCUCUAACCCCCUGCCCAACAGCCGCAGGAAACCCUGGCUUGUGCUGGGGCCACAAGGAGUAGCCACGAGAAUCCCAUGGAAAGAGUGGUGCCCAGAACCAUGGACAGCCAUGGCUUGAACGGUAUUGGUGUGGCCUUAUUUCCAGCUGGUGUGAGAGACCAGAGCUGCGAGCUGCAGGCUCUUCCACCCCCGACUCGGUGACUGGAUGGGAGCUGAAGGCGUGGCUUACCACUGGACUCUGACCCACAAGUUGUGACGUCCGUUUGGGCCACUGAAAAGAAGCAGCUGAGCAGUUGGCAGGAAAGCAAAUGACUUGUGUUAGGGUUCAUUUCAGUGUAGCAACUUGAUGAUGCCUGUCAGGGGAGGUGCAGGAAUGGAACACUUGGGGUGUGGUGUGUGUGUGUGGGGGGGUGUUGGAACUUUACCACGUCUGGCAGGCAGCUACUUCCAUCGGGGAAGCAAAGGGGCACAGGGUGAAGAUCUGGACACCUGAAACUGCCAUAUAGACUCAAACCAUUUGUCUGUCUAGGUCAGUAUUGUCAGCUCUGACUGGCGGCAGCUCUCUUGGGGCUCGGGCUGAGGUCUUUCGCAUCAUCGACAACCUGAUCCAUUUAACUGGAGAGGGUGAGGAUUGAACCAGAAACCUUCUGCAUGCAAAGCAGGUGGUCUGUCCUUGAGCCAUGGCCCCACCCUGCCCUACCCCACCCAUCUGCGCUAGUUAAAGUUGUCCUGCAAAAGCAAUUAAGCCCAGGAAGGAGCUAGAUCCAGUAACUCUGGAGGAAAAAUUUCCAUCUGUUUCCAGGUCCAACGGAAUAGGAAGAAAGGAUUGGUUUGUCCUGGCAUAGCUGUGGGCCAUAGCUGUUGUCCUGGCAUAGCUUCAGACCAGAGAACUCUUUCCCCCUUCCUCUCCUUCAGCAAUAAGAGUUCACCAGGACUAUAAGAAGCUGCUACCUCCCUGCUGCCAAAAACAACCCCCAAACAAAAAGCAGUCCCCAGUGAUCUCUCUUUUGUGCCAAAGGCUCUGGUUGGUGGCGUCUCCUCCCCCAACAGCAUUCAGACCUCAACUUGGUAUUACAAGGGCCUUGGCCAUACCCUCUGCUUCAAGCCCUCAGCCACUCCUACUCCUGAGCCAGAAUUCAGGAAGCCUGUUCUACUCUCCACCAGCCAGAGGAGCAGCAACAUCUGGAGUGCCCCCUUGUCAAGCGUAACUGCCCAGGUUCCACCCCAACUGCUCCCCAACCAGCAUUCCCAGCCAUGACAAAGUGCCGCAGGAAGAACUGACAGUCACCCCUGCUCUUCCCCCACACACACUGCCAGCUGGAGCCUGGAGGCUGCUGGGCCACCCCCAUGGCACGUGCACCAGCAUCUACCGUCUUCCAGUAAUCUAGCUCUUCCAGCCCAGGGCCACAGCUCAGAGUGUUGCAUGGUGGGAUGGGAGGGAAAAGCACCAUCCAAGGACUGUGGGAGGAGUGGGCAGAUGAGCGCAGGGAGGGUGCAAGGGAGAGGCUGCAGCCAGGCUCUCCCAUGGCUUCCGCAGGGCACUGGCAGUGGGGUGAGAGGGGACGUUGAUACUGCUCAGUGAGGUCCUUUUCAAUAAAAGACUCUUCUGGCAAAGGCAA
Messenger RNA from Heteronotia binoei (common prickly gecko), 2513 nucleotides. RefSeq names its product fibronectin type III domain containing 4 (gene FNDC4). NCBI's taxonomy places the organism in Eukaryota, Metazoa, Chordata, Lepidosauria, Squamata, Gekkonidae. Gene Ontology annotation, molecular function: protein binding. The coding region runs from base 82 to 741 and encodes 219 amino acids. The record is from RefSeq and is a predicted model, not a curated record. The transcript is spliced from 6 exons.